AUGAUUACCUCAGACGAAAAUAGUUUUAAACUACAGCGCACCUCAUCGUUAAAGGAAAGAGAUGUUAGACACGUUAGGAUUGAUGAUGUGAAGUACCUCUACGAGAUAUUCGAGUUCAAAGAGGAAAUAGGCCACGGAACUUUUGGGAUCGUAGUUUCUGCUAUAGAAAAACAAACCAACGCUCAAUAUGCAAUCAAGAUAGUGAACAAAUAUUCGGCGGGCGCUGCAAAACUGAAGGAAACCCAGCGAGAAAUAAAAAUACUCAAGUCGGUUUUGCAUCCGAAUAUUAUUCUUUUGGAGAAAGUAUUUGAAUCGACUAAAAAAAUUUACAUGGUCUUCGAGCGAUGUAGAGAGACGUUAUUUUGUAAAUAUAACUUAUUCAAACCAUUCACUGAAAAAAUUAGUCGCAAAAUUAUGAGGCAGUUAGUUGGUGCCGUUUAUUACCUCCACAAACAUGAUAUCGUUCAUCGCGACAUCAAAAUGGAAAAUAUUCUAUUAGCAGAUAAUAUAGAUGAUCCAAGCGAUGAGUAUUUCAUAAAAUUAACUGAUUUUGGUUUGAGCAUCAUCAAAUCAGGUUAUGGAAUCCAAAGUAUGCUCAGCGACAGAGUUGGCACUAUAAUUUAUAUGUCCCCAGAAAUAUUAAGAUCCCGUACUUAUAGCGAGUUGUGUGACGUUUGGGCAAUAGGAGUUAUUUUGUUUAUGUUGCUUUUUGGCAGAUAUCCAUUUUACGCUAAGAAUGACGAACAUCUUGUGCAGAAAAUUUGUGACACUGAACCGGAAUAUUCAGUGUCCCAAGUCAAUAGCGACUGUAUCGAUUUGUUGAAAUCCACUCUACUCAAAGAUCCAGUCAAAAGAAUUACCGCCUUAGAAAUCUUGAAGCACCCGUGGCUUGUAGACAAUAAAAUGAAGAGUAGAAAAGACGAAACCAUAAUCGAUUACAUGAAAAAGUGGAGGAGUGAGAUGAUGUUGCCCGGAGAGGAAUCUGACUGGAUUUCCGCAAUCCUAGAUAUAAAUGUGCCGGAAAUAUCUACACUGCAUUCUCCUACAAAUAUAAAUGGCAGGGUUUCCCAAACGAGUAUCGGAUUUCUGUCACAAUAUAGUAAUCUCACGAGUGCUGUCAGUUCUAUCGCUAAACCGCCGUCAGUGUUCACCUUAACCAAAGAUCAACCAAAAGAGAAAUAA
Messenger RNA from Phaedon cochleariae (mustard beetle), 1182 nucleotides. Lineage: Eukaryota; Metazoa; Arthropoda; Insecta; Coleoptera; Chrysomelidae. The record is from the annotation of a GenBank genome assembly.